Penicillium verhagenii is the source of this 690-nucleotide messenger RNA. RefSeq lists its product as uncharacterized. The record is from RefSeq and is a predicted model, not a curated record. Lineage: Eukaryota; Fungi; Ascomycota; Eurotiomycetes; Eurotiales; Aspergillaceae. The transcript is spliced from 2 exons. Bases 1 to 690 code for a protein of 229 amino acids.
AUGUCGGCAUUCACGAUUGACUCUGACACGACAGGAGUCGAUGACGUUCCAUUCAGUACUCGAACCGACAACAACUGGGACAACGUCACAGCCGUUACUCGAAUUGACCAAUCAUCGGGCCUCCCUGCCAUCAAGAUAACCCUCAAUCCCCUCAAGAAUCCUCUACAAAAACCAGAAGAUUAUGACUCCUGGAAGAGAAUCAACAGCAACAACUCAGAAAAGUGGUUUAAUGCGUCAAAAGCGAUUGGCGAGUGGCUCAUUGCCAAUAUAAGUACCGAAAUUCACAGCAAGAUACAAGCACGAAGUACGCUCACUCUCUCUUUCGCGGAUGUCAUUUGGAAGGGAAUUUACGAGGAAAUGCGCGGAUGCGGCAUUUAUGAAGACAUGAAGCAAAUUGGGGCAUUCGUCAACCUCAAACGAACCGACUUCCCCACCAAAACUGCGUUCAUCGACGACUAUUGUGCUCGAUACAUGAGACUCAAAGAGCGUGAGAUGGAAGUCAAGCCUUACUUUGCAAUGAUGACAAUCUUACUUCAAAUCCAUCAACUUGACGUCCGAGACUCGGUUCUUCAAUCAAUUAAAGAGAAGAAUCACACUGCGCAGACCUUCACAUACAAUGUCUUCUGCCAAUAUACUCAGGAUUUGCGAGGUCGUGUCUUAAUCAGAGAGGAAGACGAACCAUUUAUCUAG